This is a messenger RNA of Oreochromis niloticus (Nile tilapia), 7796 nucleotides long. RefSeq names its product dedicator of cytokinesis 6 (gene dock6). The coding region runs from base 180 to 6539 and encodes 2119 amino acids. Lineage: Eukaryota; Metazoa; Chordata; Actinopteri; Cichliformes; Cichlidae. The record is from RefSeq and is a predicted model, not a curated record. The transcript has 50 exons. Gene Ontology annotation, biological process: small GTPase-mediated signal transduction; positive regulation of GTPase activity. Gene Ontology annotation, molecular function: guanyl-nucleotide exchange factor activity. Gene Ontology annotation, cellular component: cytosol.
GCGGUUCAGCUCCCGACCACUAGGCGGAACAAGUAGGGAUCCCUGCCCGGUCCCAGCGUGGAGAAGGAAGCGGUCUGAGAGUCCGCAUCCCUGCACAAGACGGGACAGAGCGAAACCUCGAGAGGAGCAGACCACUUUCAGUUUUAAUUCGAAGACUUUUCCUUACAUGGGGACGAGAAAUGACAUCGACUCCGAGCGAAAGGAGGGCUUUUGCUCAUAAAAUCAACCGGACGGUUGCUGCAGAGGUCAGAAAACAAGUGUCCAGAGACUAUGGCUCACCUCAAUUGUCGAAGAAACGAGGAGGCGCGCACCACCCUCUUCCGCUGACGGAGGUGGUUGAGCCGGUGGACUUUGAGGAGUAUGUGAGCAGUCAUGCUCCCGGGGUGGAGCCCGGCCCUCUCAAGCAGCUAAUGGAGUUCCCGUCGGAUGACUUGGAGCUCCUCCACCUGGACAAAGAAUGCAAUACACUGGAGCCCCCACUGCCUGAGGAAGAGGACUCGCUGGAUCCCAGAGUGAGAGAUGCCUUGGCUGUCUACACAGAUGACUGGCUUGUCAUUCAAAGAAAAUAUCAGCGCUAUAGCACCACAUACACCCCUCACAACUCUGAGCGGCAGAGGGAGAGGCAACGAGGGCUGGUCAAACAGACCUUUGAACUGGAUGAGGUUGCUGCAGCUGAGCGCCAGGAAGACCAGGAUGACGCAAAGCGGCGGUCAGUCAGCAUCGAUGAGACUCCUCGCGGCAGCUGGGCCUCCAGCAUCUUUGACCUGAAGAAUUCGUCUCCAGACGCUCUCCUGCCAACUGUGCUGGAACAAACAGCUGCAGAGGACAUGGACCACCGCAAUACCGAGGCACGACAGCAGGGGCGCCACAAUGACCUGCUUGGCCUGUUCCCUCCCCCUGAUGAGGAUGAAGCAGUAGAGAGAUGCUCUCUUCCUGAAGUGCCCAAGGAACAUUGUGGCCAGAGGAUCAUGGUCAAGUGUUUGUCUCUGAAGUUUGAAAUAGAAAUCGAGCCAAUAUUUGGAACACUCGCCCUUUAUGACAUCAAGGAAAAGAAAAAGAUCUCUGAGAAUUUCUACUUUGACCUUAACUCGGAUCAGAUGAAAGGACUCCUAAAACCCCAUACACCUCACGUCGCCAUAUCUACACUGGCUCGUUCCGCCAUUUUCUCCAUCACAUACCCUUCUCCUGACAUUUUCCUGGUCAUUAAGCUUGAAAAAGUCCUUCAACAAGGAGAUAUUAGUGAAUGCUGUGAGCCCUACAUGGUUAUGAAAGAAUCAGAUUCAUCUAAGCACAAGGAGAAGCUAGAGAAGUUGCGCCUUCAGGCAGAGCAGUCAUGCACGCGUCUCGGCCGUUUUCGCAUGCCUUUUGCCUGGACGGCCAUUCACCUUCUCAACAUCGUCAGCAGUGUGGGAGGUCUGGAUCGGUCUGACCCGGACUCUGAUUCUGAACGAAAAGGUCAUGGAACAUGGAACGAGAGAAAGAAGAAGGGGUUCGAGCGGAUGAGCAUUGGUGAUGACAUGUGUAACUUUGCCACUUUCCGUCCUGCAACUCUCACCGUCACCAACUUCUUCAAGCAGGAGGGGGAUAGGCUGAGCGAUGAAGACCUUUACAAGUAUCUUGCAGAUAUGCGCAGACCGUCCUCUGUUCUGCGCCGCCUGAGGCCUGUCACAGCCCAGUUGAAGAUCGAUAUCUCUCCAGCUCCAGACUUGCCUCAUUACUGCCUCUCACCAGAGCUGCUUCAUGUGAAGCCAUAUCCAGACCCGCGUGUUCGACCAACCAAAGAGGUGCUGGAGUUCCCCGCCCGCCAAGUAUACACACCGCACACUACCUAUAGGAACCUGCUCUAUGUUUACCCACAAAGUCUGAACUUCAGCAGCCGUCAGGGCUCAGUGAGGAACAUUGCUGUGAAAGUACAGUUCAUGGCAGGAGAGGACCCCAGUCAAGCCUUAGCGGUCAUCUUUGGAAAAUCGAGCUGUGCAGAAUUCAUGAAAGAGGCAUACUCUCCUGUCAUUUACCAUAACAAGUCUCCUGAGUUCUAUGAGGAGAUGAAGAUGAAGAUUCCUGCCAAUCUGACAGACAACCACCACCUGUUGUUCACCUUUUACCACAUCAGCUGCCAGACCAAACAGAACACUCCUCUGGAGACUCCUGUGGGCUACACGUGGAUCCCUCUGAUGCAACAUGGCAGACUACGCACCGGCUCUUUCAGUCUGCCUGUCUCUGUGGAAAAGCCCCCGGCUAGCUACUCGGUGCUCACCCCUGACGUUCAGCUCCCAGGCAUGAAGUGGGUGGAUAAUCACAAAGGUGUGUUCAGUGUCGAAGUGAAAGCGGCCUCCUCGGUCCACACUCAGGACCCUCACCUGGAUAAGUUUUUCACGUUAGUGUAUGUCCUGGAGGAGUACUCCUUUCCUUUCCGCCUGAAGGACGUCAUCAUAACCGAGGCAAACAUGGAAGGGGAGCUGAAGGCCAGCAUGGCUGCACUGAGAGGGGCUGUGCUGGAUACCUGUGUCAGGUUCUUGCAUCAGCUGCUUAACAAACUCAUUCAGCUCAUUGUCUACCCUCCAGUCAUUGCAGGCCAGAUUGUGAACCUGGGUCGGGCUGCUUUCGAAGCCAUGGCUCUGUUGGUCAAUCAGAUCCACAAAAACCUGGAAGGGAACCAAGAUCAACAUGGCCGCAACAAUCUGCUGGCAUCUUACAUCCAUUACUGCUUCCGCCUGCCCACUGCCGAGCCUACUCUGCCACCGAAUGCAGGCACCCAGUCCUAUGAGAUGCCAAUGCAGUACGCUACCUUAUCAAGGGCAACAGCGCGGCCAAGCAGUCUGCACCUGUCCCGUUCCAAAAGCAUUAGCAACUCCAACCCAGACCUGGCAAGCACACCUGUUUCUCCUGAUGAAGAGGUGCAAAGGAUCAUGGGGAGCAAGGGCAUUGACCGCUCCCACUCCUGGGUAAACUCUGCUUAUGCCCCUGGGGGCUCCAGAUCUGUGCUACGCCGGAACCCCAACUCCAGCUGUGAGCUCAAGCAGGCAAACGACCGCAGCUGCAAUCGCAUGUCUGCCUUUCUGGACAGCGUGGCUUUGUUUUCAGUUCCCCCAAGGCAGAUUGCAAAGAAGCUGCUCCACGAGGAGCUGGCUUUACAGUGGGUGGUCAGCACCAGCACAGUGAGGGAAGCGGCGCUGCAACAAGCUUGGUUUUUCUUCCAACUGAUGACAAAGAGCAUGACCCACCACUUAUUCCUGACCUCAAAACUGGAUGUUCCCAGGCGUCAGCGGUUCCCAGACCGCUUUGUGGAUGACAUCGCUGCGCUUGUGUGUGCCAUCAGUGCAGACAUUGUCAGCCGAUACCACAAGGAUGUGGAGCUUGUGGAGAGGUUAAAUAGCAGUCUGGCUUUCUUCCUGAAUGACCUGUUGUCUCUCAUGGACCGGGGCUUUGUCUUCAACCUCAUCCGCUCUUACUACAAACAGAUUGCCAACAAGUUGCACACGGCCCAGAAUCCCAGCUCUCUGAAUGCUCUGAGGAUGGACUUCACUCGUAUUGUCUGCAGCCAUGAGCACUAUGUGAUCCUCAACUUGCCGUGCUCAAUCCUGAGCCCCCCAGCCUCCCCCUCUCCUUCCACUUCUUCCACCACAUCACAGAGCUCAGCAUUUUCCAGUAUGGUGCAAGACCAGGGCGUGGCCACCAUGUUUGAGCUCUCCGUCCCUUUUCGCCAGCAGCACUUCCUGUCCGGCCUGCUGCUGUCUGAGCUAUCACUCAUCCUCGACCCUGAUGGUGAAGGGGUUUUCUUCCUUCAUAAAAAAGCCAUUAGUGCCGUUCACUCCCUGCUGUGUAGCCACGAUGCAGACCCUCGCUACAGGGACCCUCAAGUCAGAGCCCACAUGGCUCAACUCUACCUGCCUCUCAUCCCAAUCGUCAUGGAGACGUUGCAUCAGCUCUAUGACUUCUCUGACUCCUCGCCUUCUCGGGUCCGCCAUGCAUCCACCCACGCUGACGAUGCUGACCCAGACAGUGGCAGCACUAUCAGUCAGUCUGUUGCUAUGGCAAUCGCUGGCUCCCCUCUGCAGCAUGCCAAAGCCAACCCAUUCGCGCUGCCCACAGUGGCGGGGCGCCAGUCCAGCUCUCUGUCUGCCGAGUGCAGUAGGACUCUGCUGGUGUGUUUCCUGUGGGUGCUGAAGAAUGCAGAUGCAGCUCUCCUGGAGCGCUGGGUGUCAGAUUUGUCUGUACUGCAAAUCAACCGCUUGCUAGAUCUGCUGCAUCUCUGUGUGUCCUGCUUUGAAUACAAGGGGAAGAAGACUUUGGAGCGGAUCAAUAGCCUGACAUUUAAAAAGUCUCAAGAUAUGAAGGCACGACUUGAAGAAGCCAUACUGGGCACAAUCGGAGCCCGUCAGGAGAUGGUUCGGCGUCACAGAGAAAGGAGCCCUUAUGGCAGCCAGGAGAACGUUAGGUGGAAAAAGAACGUAACUCACUGGAGAACAAAUGCAGACAGAGUUGACAAGACUAAGGCUGAGGUGGAACAGGAGUCUGUGGUGGAUGGAAACCUAGCUACUGAGGCCUCUCUCAUAGUACUGGACACACUGGAAAUUAUAGUCAAGACUGUGGUUGCAUCAGAGUUGAAAGAAAGUGUUUUAGGUGGAGUGCUGAGAGUACUUCUUCACAGCAUGGCAGGAAACCAGAGCGCCCUCUUUCUGCAGCAUUGCUUCAAUACACAGAGAGCUCUGGUUUUCAAAUUCCCAGAAAUGCUGUUUGAGGAGGACACAGAGCUUUGUGCAGACCUGUGCCUGCGUCUCCUGCGUCACUGCAGCAGCAGUGUCGGCUCUGUCAGAAGUCACGCCUCGGCAUCUCUUUACCUGCUCAUGAGACAGAACUUCGAGAUUGGAAAUAACUUUGCACGAGUAAAGAUGCAGGUCACCAUGUCUCUGUCCUCACUGGUGGGAACAUCGCAGAACUUUAAUGAAGAGCAUCUUCGUCGGUCUCUCAAGACAAUCUUGACAUAUGCCGAAGAGGACUUAGAGCUGCGGGACACACCUUUCCCAGAGCAGGUCCAGGAUCUGGUGUUCAACCUGCACAUGAUUCUUACUGACACUGUGAAGAUGAAGGAGCAUCAGCACGAUCCAGAGAUGCUUAUCGACCUAAUGUACAGGAUUGCUAAAGGUUACCAGAACUCCCCUGACUUGCGCUUAACGUGGCUUCAAAACAUGGCAGGGAAACACUCAGAGAGAGGGAACCAUGCUGAAGCAGCCCACUGUCUGGUCCACAGCGCAGCUCUGGUAGCGGAGUAUCUCAACAUGCUGGAGGAUUGUCGCUACCUGCCCAUUGGUUGUGUCACAUUUCAGAAUAUUUCAUCCAACGUAUUAGAGGAGUCGGCAGUAUCCGAUGACGUUCUGUCGCCAGAGGAGGAGGGCAUUUGUGCUGGGAAGUAUUUCAGUGAGUCUGGCCUGGUGGGCCUUCUGGAGCAAGCAGCUGCUUCUUUUAACAUGGCUGGCAUGUAUGAGGCCAUUAAUGAAGUGUACAAGAUUCUGCUCCCGAUCCAUGAAGCCAACAGAGACUUUAAAAAGCUGGCUACUGUCCACGGGAAGCUACAAGAUGCCUUUAAUAAAGUCUACAACCAAAGUUCAGGAUGGGAGCGAAUGUUUGGGACCUACUUCAGAGUGGGUUUCUAUGGCUGUCGCUUCGGAGAUCUGGAUGAGCAAGAAUUUGUCUACAAGGAGCCAUCGAUCACCAAGUUAGCGGAGAUAUCGCACAGACUUGAGGAGUUCUACUCAGAGAAAUUUGGGGAUGAGGUGGUCGAAAUUAUCAAAGACUCCAGCCCAGUGGACAAAAACAAACUAGAUCCCAACAAGGCUUACCUGCAGAUCACCUAUGUCGAGCCCUACUUUGACACAUAUGAGCUGAAGGAAAGAAUCACCUACUUUGACAAGAACUACAACUUGCGUACCUUCAUGUACUGCACUCCCUUCACUCUGGACGGCCGCGCUCACGGCGACCUGCACGAGCAGUACAAACGCAAAACCAUCCUGACAACAUCUCACGCCUUCCCUUACAUCAAGACACGGAUCAAUGUUAUCCACAAGGAGGAGAUUAUUCUUGUCCCCAUCGAGGUGGCGAUUGAAGAUAUGCAGAAGAAGACUCAGGAGCUCGCUUUCGCCACAAACCAAGACCCCGCAGACUCUAAAAUGCUUCAAAUGGUGCUCCAGGGCUGUGUGGGCACCACUGUCAACCAGGGCCCCCUUGAGGUGGCGCAGGUCUUUCUCGCCGACAUUCCUGAUGACCCCAAGCUGUUUCGUCAUCACAACAAACUGCGCCUCUGCUUUAAAGACUUCGCUAAGAGGUGUGAGGAUGCCUUGAGGAAGAAUAAAGCCCUGAUUGGGCCAGAUCAGAAAGAGUACCACAGAGAGCUAGAAAGGAAUUACCAUAAACUGAAAGAAGCUCUGGGUCCUCUCAUCAACCGCAAGAUCCCCCAGCUUUACAGAACCGUACCAGCUCCGACUCUGCAAACACAACGGAACUCCUACAGUAGGUCGAGUUUCCGCAAAGUCGACUGUUGAGCCACAGAAAGCUGGAAAGCGACACAGAGAAACAAGCUUUUAAAAUUAGCACCAUCUCAUACCGUCUGUCCCCCCUUCCCCCCACUGCGUUGCACACCAACUGUAGCAGGAACACACAAACACACCGUCCUCUUCUUCAUCUAGCUCGUUAUUUUACACUCAUCACCUUUGGCCACCCAGUCAUGUCUUAACACCCCCCUCCCCCUUCCAACCCCUCCAUGCACACACAGUAAGUUGUCACCUCUUUUGCUGCCCUACCAUCCCCACCACUCUCACACCUCUUUUGGGGAAAAAAAACCCCUCUGGUGUUUAUGCAGGAAGGUUAUCUGCUCUGUAAACAUUGUCAUUUGGAGCAAGGCUCUAAGAUGGCAGUGUUUAAAGAAAGCUUUUUACAGUUAUCCACCCAAAGUAAUCUCUCAGAGCCUGAUCUGACUUUACCUUUAGUUUUUAGCACACUGUUUUGGGUUUGUUUUUCUUUAGCUUCGAGUGUCUGCUUUUGAAGAGGCUUAGGUUGUCUGUUUUGUGUCAUGGACUUAUUUAAUUUGUGAGAUUUUUUUUUUAAUCCCUGGUAGUGAUCACUGCCAGACUUUGUUAUUAAAUAGUCCCAGGGAGUUUUCUUUUGUUAUCAACAGACCAAAUAACUGACAUUCCUUCUCCCUCAAGUCGUAACAUUUAUCUGCCCAUCUCUCGUUAUAAGGGUUCAAUAAAGGGAGUUGGUGGGCUGCUUUUUGUGGAGGUCCAGGUUUGAUAUGAUUGAGCUCAUUAUGUGUGGGAGAGAGUGACUCGAUGGGAUGCUUAAAUGUGUUUUUAAAACUGUGAACUCUUAGACAUGCACUCCAGUCGCAUCAGAUUUUUAUCACAGAAGCACUGUUUAAAGACAGGCCAUCUCGUUUGCUCACACAGGCAUGUUCAAACUGCGACAUUCGCUAUCAUACUACAGUAUAGAUAGAUAACUGAAUAUGUUAUGACUGCGUAAACAAGUCCUCGUUUGACUGUUAUGAGCUUCUGUGGAAGACCAAAUGUUUUGUAUGUAUACACCUCUGUGGCUAUAGAAGAUUUACAUUUAUUGUAGAAAUCUCCAUCUACUGUAUCUAUGAAAUUGCACUAUUGUAAACAACCUGCAGCACAUUAACACUGUAACUACUAAAAUAUAUGUGCUUUUGUUAUUUUACAGAGCUGGAAACUGUUUUUUACCAAUUAGAUAGGCAAUUUUUUUUAUUUAUUUACACUGUCUUCUAUUAAAUAUUUCUCCCUACA